Messenger RNA from Lepisosteus oculatus (spotted gar), 2736 nucleotides. Its product is annotated as paired box protein Pax-6. NCBI's taxonomy places the organism in Eukaryota, Metazoa, Chordata, Actinopteri, Semionotiformes, Lepisosteidae. Gene Ontology annotation, molecular function: RNA polymerase II cis-regulatory region sequence-specific DNA binding; DNA-binding transcription factor activity, RNA polymerase II-specific. Gene Ontology annotation, biological process: anatomical structure development; regulation of transcription by RNA polymerase II. The record is from RefSeq and is a predicted model, not a curated record.
CUUAUGAUUUUUUUUGUGUUGUUUAAAACUUUUUUAGAGGGGGCACAAAGACCACUUUGCCCCGGGGAAAAAUAGCGACAAGAUUAGGGGUUCUUUUCAAGGCCUGGCAUUAGUUGCUGCUAAUCCGAAUUGGGCUAAUUGAUAGUCUGUAAAAUCGCAAUCGUAACCUGAAGAUCUGGCCCAAGUUCUUUCCCCUUAAAUGGAGUAAAAGACAAUACAUUUUAUUAUCGUUUCCAACAAGGUUCUCUUCCAUCACGCUGAUUUAGUAGAGGGCUGUCUUGUUGCGAUUGGGUCUGCAAUUUGUAUUAAAAACAAGACUUCUCUUCAGCCUUAAGAAACCAACAGGGCGGAUUUACAGCUUUCCCAAAGAAAUAAAUAAUCUAUUGGAGCUAUUGUUUCCUGAAAAAUUGCAAAGCUGCUUGGGGAUCUCCUUCUAUGAAGUGAAGAACGAGGAAUCGGGGAUUUCAAUUUCUGCAAAACAUCACUGGGAAAACUAUUUUACUGCCAACUCUUUCAAGAGAGUCACCAGCAUUUCUAUUCAUUUGUGUUGCGCUGAAAACUAUUGAGAAGGGUUCUGACAGCGUCUCAGGAUGCCUCAGAAAGAAGGAAGACUUUAACUAGUGUGCCGCAGAUGAGAGACUCGUUAAGUUGUUUAAAGUGGACAGUCAACUCUGUUUCCAGAAUACUAUAAACGAGCCACGUGGGAUUCUGGUGUAGCAUCCAUCAUGCAGAACAGUCACAGUGGUGUAAACCAGCUCGGCGGCGUGUUCGUCAACGGUAGACCACUACCAGACUCAACCAGACAGAAAAUAGUUGAACUGGCUCACAGUGGCGCGCGACCGUGCGACAUCUCGAGGAUUCUGCAGACCCAUGCUGAUGCAAAAGUCCAAGUGCUGGACAAUCAAAACGUAUCGAAUGGGUGUGUGAGUAAAAUCCUGGGCAGAUAUUAUGAAACAGGCUCUAUCCGACCUCGGGCGAUCGGCGGCAGCAAACCCAGAGUAGCGACUCCCGAAGUUGUUGGCAAGAUCGCUCAGUACAAGAGAGAGUGUCCUUCAAUCUUCGCCUGGGAAAUCCGAGACAGGCUGCUGUCAGAGGGGGUCUGCACCAACGACAAUAUACCCAGUGUGUCAUCGAUAAACAGAGUCCUCCGCAACCUGGCUAGCGAAAAGCAACAGAUGGGUGCAGAUGGCAUGUAUGACAAGCUGAGAAUGCUGAACGGUCAAACGGGGACGUGGGGGACCCGGCCGGGCUGGUACCCCGGAACGUCGGUGCCUGGACAACCUAAUCCAGAUGGCUGCCAGCAGCAGGAUGGAGGAGGCGAGAACACAAACUCUAUCAGCUCCAAUGGGGAGGAUUCAGAUGAGACCCAAAUGCGGCUUCAGCUGAAGAGGAAGUUGCAAAGGAACAGAACGUCGUUCACACAGGAGCAGAUCGAGGCUUUGGAAAAGGAAUUUGAAAGAACCCACUAUCCGGACGUUUUCGCAAGGGAAAGAUUAGCCGCCAAAAUAGACCUCCCUGAAGCCAGAAUACAGGUGUGGUUUUCUAAUAGAAGAGCGAAGUGGAGGAGAGAAGAGAAACUGAGAAACCAGAGACGACAGGCCAGCAACUCUUCUAGUCACAUUCCUAUAAGCAGCAGCUUCAGUACGAGCGUCUACCAACCCAUCCCGCAGCCUACAACGCCGGUGUCUUUCACGUCAGGGUCAAUGCUGGGUAGAACAGACACAGCCCUCACCAACACGUACAGUGCUCUGCCCCCCAUGCCAAGCUUUACUAUGGCCAACAACCUGCCUAUGCAACCCCCAGUGCCCAGCCAGACAUCCUCCUACUCCUGCAUGCUGCCCACCAGUCCGUCUGUGAAUGGGCGGAGCUACGACACAUACACGCCCCCUCACAUGCAGACACAUAUGAACAGCCAAUCAAUGGGCACUUCUGGCACCACCUCAACAGGUCUCAUCUCCCCUGGAGUAUCUGUCCCUGUCCAAGUUCCAGGCAGUGAACCCGACAUGUCUCAGUACUGGCCAAGACUACAGUAAAGAGAAGAGCUACUUCACAUUGUGACUUUCCACAGAAAGUUGGCUGUCGUGCAGUAUUUUCUAAAGAGAAGAGAGACUCUGAAAGAGACACUUUUGUACUGGGAUUGUGCCCCGUGCUGUACUCUACUUGGCACAUGAAGACUUGGGGAAAAAAAUGGACUUCUGUAAAGUGCCAGGCGUUAUAUCCUAAAUGGAACAAAACUAUCUUCGUUUUCAGUUUCCAACCUUUAGUCAUUUUUGGUGUAUUUGUAAAUGGCCAUUUGUAUGUUAUGAUAAAACAAGAACAACACUGGAUGGACUGUCAAACUGAGUUGGUCUUGCAUCUGUUUAAAAAGGAGAACCCAAGAUCAACAGAUUCUGCCAUGAAUAGUUUUCUCAAAUAUAUCGAGUACUUCUACCAGUCUUUUUACAGAUUGAGGACUCUGAUGACGCAAGCUUGUAUCAUUCCACUGCAAAGCUGGAAGAAAAGACACUAGCUGUGUGUAAGCCCAUUUACCUGUUGGUUUUUCCAAAGCUUGUUGGCAGCUAAAGUGUAUGUGCAAAGCGAUAACCGCAGAAAAGAAAGUGAAAAAAAAAACUUUUGGUAGCUAAAGGUAGAUUGUGUCUUCGAUAUAAUCCAAUUUGUUUAUGUCAAAAUGUAAGUAUUUGUCUUCCCUAGAAAUCUCCCAGAAUGAUUUCUAUAAUAAAGCUAAUUUCAUUUAUA